GACAACGAUGGGCCGCCUUUUCAUUUCCGGUUUUUUAUUUUAGUUUUUUAAUUUGUCAAAAAUUUUACUAGUGACAACGAUGAGCCACCAUAUACGUCAUUGAUACCUAAAUGAUAUAGAGAAUUUCAUUAUAACAAAAGUUUUCAACAUUUACCUGGCAAUUACGUCAAACCCUGACCCCGUGUAUCUUAUUCUCACUCUGUGUAUUGUUAUAUUUUAGGCGCGUAUAAUUAACAUUAUUCUAAUACAUCAAUAUAAAAAAAAAACUCAACAAUUUAAUUCAGGAAUCUCCAGAUCCAUUUCAUGAUUAAAAUGCACUGAAUUUUUAUGCAUGAGCUUUCUAAAUAUAAAAUAAUGUUUGCGUGACAUACCACCGCAGCACCUAUUUAUAUCUUAAUACCAGAAUAACUGAUCAUCUACGAUGUUGAAUAACAACAUAGCCUCCGUGAGAGUUGUUGCAAAAAUGUGCAGCUCAUCAAUUAUAUUUCGAUGUUACAGAGUCAGUAUAGUUUUCACGUAUAUCAGGCUUUAUAGCUUUGAAGAAUUCAGCUAUUCAAGUCUCAAGAAUUAGAAUGAUUGCAAAAUACCAGUAGCACAAUUUGGUUUUUCUAACUGUUAAAGAAGAUGCGUGGGUGCUUCAAAUGGGAUUUUAUCAAGUGUCACCAAGAAACAGGCGGUUCGUUUUGAAGAGAGGUAAUGACGCAUGAAAGAAUAUUUAUGAUUGCAUUACGUUUUACAAGUGUAUAAUUGAAGAAAAAAUAGAAAAGAAGACAGAUGAAGAUUAUACAGGAUGCUCACAUCUUGAGCGAGGAGGAGACUAUAAAACGUGGGAAUUGAAGCGGAUUGUCAUUAAACGAUAAGUGCAGUCUGUAUAACAACUUCCUAUACUCUCUCAACGAUCACGAUCUUUAUUAAAGUAUGAGGAUUCUUCCCGAUCUCAGCUUACUUCUUCUUGGAGUUUUAUUAAGCAAAUUCAGCAUGGGCUUCUCACGUCGAAUUUCUGAAACAAAAGCUCUCUUCCUAUCAAGUGGUAACGAAACUGAAUCAACACAUCGAACGAAAUAUAGAAAAUUAGUGAAACAGCCGGUUGAUUGUUCGACAAUGAUUGACUCGCCAAAACACUGUCCAUAUAUGAUGGGACUAACGGCAUUUUCUAAACUCAGCGGGAAAAGAUCGAAAAAUAGCAUUUCUCCUUGGGUUACAAGGAUGGACUAUGAUCCCUCUCGAUUACCACAAGCCUUCCCUGUUGUAUGUUGUUCAUGUUUACACUGUGUGAGAAGGUCCAAAAAUGGACAGCCAACAAUUAUGCCACAACAUUAUAGCAAAGCUGUUUACAUAAAAAAGAAAGUUUAUAGACCUGAAGACGGAUUUCGUCCAAGAUUUAUUAAAGUUUCUGUUGGAUGCACUUGUGUUUAUAGACCAUUUGGGAUCUGACAAGUUGAAUACUACUUGUUUUUAGGUUAA
This is a messenger RNA of Styela clava, 1464 nucleotides long. RefSeq lists its product as uncharacterized. Gene Ontology annotation, biological process: inflammatory response. Gene Ontology annotation, molecular function: cytokine activity. The record is from RefSeq and is a predicted model, not a curated record. Gene Ontology annotation, cellular component: extracellular region. Lineage: Eukaryota; Metazoa; Chordata; Ascidiacea; Stolidobranchia; Styelidae.